Molecule: messenger RNA, 458 nt
Organism: Racocetra fulgida
Lineage: Eukaryota; Fungi; Glomeromycota; Glomeromycetes; Diversisporales; Gigasporaceae
Source: the annotation of a GenBank genome assembly
ACGAGACAGAGAAAACACAUUAUCUUGUAAUGGAAUAUGCAGAUAAUGGAACUUUACGAGAAUAUCUACAAAAUAAUAAAUUAGAAUGGCCUGAAAAAAUCCGAAUGUCUUAUCUUCAUGAAAUUGGAAUAUGCAUCGGUGUAACUGCUUUUAUUGAUCCUCGUAAAUUUGAAGAUGCAAAUUAUCGAUUUGACAAGUCUGAUGUAUACAGUAUUGGAACUGUGAUGUGGGUGAUUUCCAGCGAUGGAUGUCCUCCAUUUAGUCAACGCUACGAUUAUUGUCCCCUACUUAGUAUUCAAGGUUUACCAAUUAUAGGAACACCUACACAAUAUAUUAAUCUUUAUUCAAAAUGUUGGGAUGGUGAACCGAAUAAUCGACCUUUAAUUAUGCAAGUUGUUCAACAAUUGAAUUCCUUGGAAUUAGAUCCUAAAUAUGAUGGCACAAAUUUAAAAUCUUAA